AUGUUCAAAAUAAAAGCUACUGCCUUCAUUGGGCUACUGUUGCUCAUUUUGACGCAGUCUACGAUUGGCAGUGCUGUGAUCUGUCCCGAUGGCCUCGUGUACAAUGCCACCUCGGAUCAGUGUGACUAUCCGGCGGACUAUGUGCCGGUAGUUGAAUGCGACAACACAAGCACAGUUUGCCAAGGUCAGCCGGAGGGUACGCUCUUUCCCAUAGAGGGGGUGUGUAAUAAGUUCUACAAGUGCAACUUCAAUUGUGCCGUGGAACAGGUGUGCCCCAACAAUCUGUUGUACGAUUCCAGUUAUGAGUUAUGUGAUUAUCCCCAAAAUGUGGAUUGCCCCUGGGAGCAUUCACCACCAUCCGGUCCGAACGCCGGGCCCUCCGGCAUCUCCUGUGAGAGCAACGGUCGCUGUUUGGGCCAACGCGAGGGCACCUUGUUCCCAUCCCUGGUCAGUUGUAGCGCAUAUGUAGUCUGCCAGUGUGAGUGUGAAGUGGACAUGACGUGCGGACAAGGCUUGUACUGGGAUCAGAAGCUGCUGACUUGCAACUAUUCGUAUAAUGUUGACUGUACACUAUCUUCUGCAGAAAUCAUUAUACGGCACCGGGAGUCUAUUGGCAUGAAUGCCGACCAACCAGAGUCUUAUUACAGCUCGGACUACUGCAGAGCAUCUACGAUUGCCCAACAAUCGCCGGAGACCUGUGGAGAACAACCGACAACAACCGAUGAACCCGCUGGAACCGAAGUAACUGAUGUAACUGAUGUAACCGAUGUAACCGAUGGAACCGAUGUAACCGAUGUAACCGAUGUAACCGAUAGAACCGAUGGAACUACACCCGCUUCGGAUGAACCUACUGGCAGCACGGAUCCGUCAAACGUUGUGCCUGGUUAUUGCGGCGACCAACGCACAGAUUGUGUUAACCAGCCGGACGGUGCCAUGCUGGCUGUAGAAGGGGUCUGCACGAAGUAUAUUCACUGCGCGCACGGCUGUUGUCUGGAUGUCACCUGUCCCGGCGGCUUGUACUUCGACCCCACAAUCAAUCAGUGUAACUAUUUCUGGAAUGUGGAGUGUACGCCAAGCGAUCCGACGGGUGAGAUAGUUGGUCCUUCGGGUACCAGCUGCAGUGAUCAGAGCGUCUGUGCUGGACAAAGGGAUGGUGCUAUGUUUGCCGAUCCGGAUACAACUGGUUACUUCGUCUGCCAGUGCCAAUGUCCAAUUGCAAUGCCCUGCGAUGCGAAUACCAAAUUCAAUGAGUUGGCCCAGGUUUGUGACUGGGAUUAUACACCGGCUUCCGGUGAAGGCAGUAGUGCUGUGAUCUGUCCCGAUGGCCUCGUUUACAAUGCCACCUCGGAUCAGUGUGACUAUCCGGCGGACUAUGUGCCGGUAGUUGAAUGCGACAACACAAGCACAGUUUGCCAAGGUCAGCCGGAGGGUACGCUCUUUCCCAUAGAGGGGGUGUGUAAUAAGUUCUACAAGUGCAACUUCAAUUGUGCCGUGGAACAGGUGUGCCCCAACAAUCUGUUGUACGAUUCCAGUUAUGAGUUAUGUGAUUAUCCCCAAAAUGUGGAUUGCCCCUGGGAGCAUUCACCACCAUCCGGUCCGAACGCCGGGCCCUCCGGCAUCUCCUGUGAGAGCAACGGUCGCUGUUUGGGCCAACGCGAGGGCACCUUGUUCCCAUCCCUGGUCAGUUGUAGCGCAUAUGUAGUCUGCCAGUGUGAGUGUGAAGUGGACAUGACGUGCGGACAAGGCUUGUACUGGGAUCAGAAGCUGCUGACUUGCAACUAUUCGUAUAAUGUUGACUGUACACUAUUGUACGUGCUGGUUAUUGCAUUGUCACUUUUCCUAGGAACUGUGGCCGACAAUUGCUGUCAGCCUGGCGACACCAAAAUCGACGAAGAGGAUUGCACAAAGUACUACGCAUGCUGUACUGGUCAAUUCGUUCUCAAGACGUGUUCCAGUGGAAUGUACUGGAACCCACAGAACAGCGCUUGCGAAACAAACAAUGGUGAAUGCAGCAACUGUGGAAGCACUUCCCCCCCACCAUUGACAUGCACCAAUGGAGAGACCCAGGCAGAUUCUACUGACUGCACCAAAUAUCAACUGUGUACCAAUGGUCAGUUUGUGUCGAAAUCUUGUGCCACUGGAAACUACUGGAACUCAGAAACCAGCCAGUGUGAAACGGACAAUGGACAAUGCAAUGGCAACGCCCCAUGCACCAAUGGAGAAACCCAGGCAGAUUCUACUGACUGCACCAAAUAUCAACUGUGUACCAAUGGUCAGUUUGUGUCGAAAUCUUGUGCCACUGGAAACUACUGGAACUCAGAAACCAGCCAGUGUGAAACGGACAAUGGACAAUGCAAUGGCAACGCCCCAUGCACCAAUGGAGAAACCCAGGCAGAUUCUACUGACUGCACUAAAUAUCAACUGUGUACCAAUGGUCAGUUUGUGUCGAAAUCUUGUGCCACUGGAAACUACUGGAACUCAGAAACCAGCCAGUGUGAAACGGACAAUGGACAAUGCAAUGGCAACGCCCCAUGCACCAAUGGAGAAACCCAGGCAGAUUCUACUGACUGCACCAAAUAUCAACUGUGUACCAAUGGUCAGUUUGUGUCGAAAUCUUGUGCCACUGGAAACUACUGGAACUCAGAAACCAGCCAGUGUGAAACGGACAAUGGACAAUGCAAUGGCAACACCCCAUGCACGAAUGGCGAGCUUCAGGUGAAUCCGACCGAUUGUGCUGGCUAUUUGCAAUGUGUGGACAAUGCACUGGUACCGAGAAAGUGCGGCAGUCAGACCUAUUUUAAUGCACAACUGUUGACUUGUGUUGUCGAUACUGAGGGCGUGUGCAUUCCAAACACCUGCGAAGGCGAGUGCUGUGAUAAACCUAACAACUGGAUUGGGUCCGUUGCCAAUAACUGCUCCGCGUUCAUCCAAUGUCUUUAUGGCAACAAGAUCCAGAUGAAAUGCCCCAAUAAUCUACAGUUCAAUAGCUUGACACUGGAAUGCGACUACCCUGAGAAUGUUAAUUGCGAUGAUGGCAGUCCACCACCGAGUGGACCCUCUGCCGGACCCUCGGGCACUUACUGUGAGAGCGGUGGUCGCUGUGUGGGACAACGUGAUGGUGCCAUGUUCGCCGAUGCGACCAACGCCUGCAGUGGAGCCUAUAUUGUGUGCCAAUGCGAAUGUGAGGUGAACUUCACAUGUUCCGCCGGAUUAGUGUUUAAUCAGAAUGUCCGGUCUUGCGACUGGCCUGAAAAUUCCAAUUGCUAA
Drosophila grimshawi is the source of this 3267-nucleotide messenger RNA. RefSeq names its product chitin-binding domain protein cbd-1. Gene Ontology annotation, molecular function: chitin binding; protein binding. The record is from RefSeq and is a predicted model, not a curated record. NCBI's taxonomy places the organism in Eukaryota, Metazoa, Arthropoda, Insecta, Diptera, Drosophilidae. The transcript is spliced from 5 exons. Bases 1 to 3267 code for a protein of 1088 amino acids. Gene Ontology annotation, cellular component: extracellular region.